Molecule: messenger RNA, 13960 nt
Organism: Marmota monax (woodchuck)
Lineage: Eukaryota; Metazoa; Chordata; Mammalia; Rodentia; Sciuridae
Product: zinc finger protein 709-like
Exons: 4
Coding region: 152-2536 (794 amino acids)
Biological process (GO): negative regulation of transcription by RNA polymerase II
Molecular function (GO): RNA polymerase II cis-regulatory region sequence-specific DNA binding; DNA-binding transcription repressor activity, RNA polymerase II-specific
Source: RefSeq, a predicted model, not a curated record
GUGGGUCCGCUCCGAACCGCGGGACCUUCCGUUCUGGCUCCGCCAUCUUUGAGACUGUGGGCUCCCGAGGUUGCUCUUCCUGUUUGGCCUUGUGACCUCCUUUGACUUCGGCAGCCGUGAGGCGGACAGCAGGACACCCAGAAGCAGGGAGAUGGAGUUGGUGACCUUUGAGGAUGUGGCAGUGAACUUCACCGUGGAUGAGUGGGCUUUGCUGGAUCCCUCCCAGAAGAAGCUCUACCAAGAUGUGAUGCAGGAAACCUUCAGGUGUCUGGCCUCUCUAGGAAAAGAAAGAGACAGCCAGACCAAUGAAGAUGCAUACAAAAAUCCUGGGAAAAAUCUAAGAAGUCAAGUAUUAGGGACACCCUGUGAAGGUAGUGAACAUGGAGACAUCUUCAGCCAAACUCCACAUUAUAUUGAGAACAAUACAACUCUUCCUGGCGCAAAACCAGGUGAAAGCUUUGUGUGUGGAGAAGUCCUCAUUGACGAUUCAUCACCAAAUGUGCUUUUCAGAUCUCAAACUGGACAUAAACCAUAUGAAUAUCAGCAAUAUGAGAAGUCUGUUGUUUAUUACCAGUGCUUGCAGGAGCAUGGAAAGACUCAAACGGGAGUGGAACAACAUGAACAUAAGCAAUGUGGGACAAUCUUAACUUGUCCUGGUUCCCUUCCAAUACAUGAAAGGAUUGACACUGGAGAGAAACCAUAUAUAUGUACACCGUGUGGUAUAGCCUUCAAUAAUCACAGUACUCUUCGAUACCAUGAAAGGGUUCACAGUGGCAGAAAACCCUAUGGAUGUCAGCAAUGUGGUAAAACCUUUAGUUGUUUCAGUAGUUUGGGAAGACAUGAGCAAAAUCACAAUGGAAAGAAACCCCAUGGGUGUAAGCAAUGUGAAAAAGCCUUCUUUUCUUUGAGUCACCUGCGAAGACAUGAACAAACUCACAAUGGACAGAAACCUUAUGUAUGUGAGCAGUGUGGGAAAGCCUUUCAUUUUCCCUGUUCCCUCAGAAAACAUGGAAGAACUCACACUGGAGAAAAACCCUAUGUAUGUAUAGAUUGUGGGAAAGCCUUCAGUGACUCUAGUUCCUUUUAUAGACAUAAAAGAACUCACACUGGAGAGAAACCCUAUGUAUGUGAACCAUGUGGAAAAGCAUUCAGUUGUUUCAGUACCCUUAAAGUACAUGAAAGAAGUCACACUGGAGAGAAGCCCUAUGUAUGUGAACAGUGUGGAAAAUCACUCAGUUGUCUCAGUUCCCUUAAAUUACAUGAAACAAUUCAUACUGGACAGAAGCCCUAUGUAUGUAAGCAGUGUGGGAAAGCCUUUAGUUAUUCGAGUUCCUUUCGAACCCAUGGAAGAACUCACAACGGAGAGAAACCAUAUGUAUGUAUGCAUUGUGGUAGAGCCUUUAGUUAUUCUUUUUCACUUAAAUAUCAUGAAAAAACUCAUACUAGAGAGAAGCCCUCUGUAUGCAAGGAGUUUGGAAGAACCUUUAGUUCUUUCUGUUACAUUAAAAUAUGUGAAGGCAUACACAAUGGAGAAAAAUCCUAUAUAUGUAAGGAAUGUGGAAAAGCAUUCAGUCAAACCAGUCAUAUCAUCAGACAUCAAAGAACUCACACUGGAGAGAAACCCUAUGUUUGUAAGCAGUGUGGAAAAGCUUUCAGUGACUCUAGUUCCUGUCACAGGCAUAAAAGAACUCAUACUGGAGAGAAACCUUAUAUAUGUGAACAAUGUGGAAAAGCAUUCACUUGUUUCAGUUCCCUUAAAUUACAUGAAAGAAUUCACACUGGAGAAAAACCAUAUGCCUGUGAACAAUGUGGAAAAGCAUUCAGUUGUUUCAGUUCCCUUAAAUUACACGAAAGAACUCACACUGGAGAAAAACCCUAUGUAUGUCAGCAAUGUGGAAAAUCCUUUGGUUAUUCUGGUUCCUUUCGAGACCAUGCAAAAAUUCACAGUGGGCUAAAACCCUAUGUCUGUAAACAGUGUGGGAAAGCUUUUAGUUACUCUAGUUCCUUUCGAAAACAUGAAAGAACUCACACUGGAGAGAAGCCCUAUGUUUGCAUGCAAUGUGGGAAAGCCUUUAGUUCUUCCUUUUCCCUUCAAAAUCAUGAAAGAACUCACACUAGAGAGAAAUCUGCUAUACGCAAGGAGUAUAGAAAAGCCUUUAGUUCUUCCCGUUACAUUAAAAGACGUGAAAGAACUCAUACUGGAGAGAAACCCUAUAUAUGCAAGGAGUGUGGAAAAGCAUUCAGUCGAUCCAGUCACGUUCUCAGACAUCAAAGAACUCACACUGGAGAGAAGCCCUAUGUAUGUAAGCAAUGUGGAAAAGCCUUUAGUUCUUCUAGUUAUAUUAAAAUACAUGAAAAAACACAUACUGGAGAAAAAUCCCAUGUAUACAAGCAGUGUGGGAAAGCUUUCGUUCAGUCCAACUAUGUUCUCAUAGAUGAAAGAACUCAAGGGAAAGUAGCCCUGACCAAAGACUGUGGUAAGACUUCUUUCUUAAACUUUCUGUCAAACGUGAACAGUGGAGAGAACUUGUAUUAAUGUUAAGUAUGUGGGGAUGCCCGCAGUCAUUUUGUUCAGUAUAUACAUAUAAAUGAACAUAGAAGAGAUGUGCAAAAGCCUUCAGUUGACCCAUGUGUAAGUAUUUGCACUGAACAAAAAGGCUGUGAAUGUGAAAAAUACAAGAAAGUUGUCAUUUAACAGAAAAAGUUUCACUGUCCUCUAAAAAGGCCUCUGGACUGGAAUUCUAAAGGUGUGAUUACUGUGAAGACCUUGAUGCAAAAUAAUUUUGAGUAGAAUGCUUCAGAAAAUGCACCACCUGAAGGAAAUGUACUUGUCAUGAAUUAAUUGUGCUCAUCAGUGGUUUUUUUGGGAGAGGGGAGCAUCUUGUCUUUUACAUGUAGUGUUUAUUUUUCCAAAUGAAUGCAAGCUGUGAAGGGCAUGGACAUAUUUUAUAAAUAUUUCUGCCACCCUCAGUUCCAAAGCCUCAGGGGAGUGCUUGCUUUUGGAGGGAUAAAAGAACCAGCCCUGGGACUCCAGUCUGAGUCAUCUCUGCCUCUGAUGACUGCAGGACCCAAUAAUUCUAUUAACUUCCUUGGGCCUCACAUGAAAUAGAAGUGAGGUUUUGUUUCACCAAACUCUUAAACAACAGGAUGGAUAAGAAAAAGCUUUUGUGAGGCAGGAUGCAAACAUAAAGGAAUUGAUAUUGUUCUCUUUCAUCAGGCAGAAGUGGUGAUACACAGAAUUGGAAUGCUCUCAGUGGAAAAUGAGUGACACAGGAAUUUAGAUACUUCAAGUAGACAUUGAGACUUCAACCAAAGAGAUUCAAGUUUAGAAUAUAUCCUGAAUUUCUGAUUUUGUUUUAGUAGUCUGCCCACCUAGGCUUGGCUCCAUUUUGGCCUGAUGUAAAUUCUUUUAAAAAUCUUUGGUUUGAUUUGUUAGUGAGUAAAGCAUUCUGAUUUGAACCAUAAUUAAACCUAAAGACUCUGUACCCAGAGUCUGUCCCCCCUUAGGAGGGUGGACUUCUACAAGGACCUGCUGAGGACUGGGUAGAAGAGGUCUGCAUCCUGAGUGUCAGUUACCACAAGGUUGAAGUCUCCCUUGGCCCAGGUGAUGAGGGUCAGCAAAAUGUGAGGCUCCUGAACUACUACUUAUUAUUUUAGCUUUAGCUUGGGCCCACACUGACUUGGGUAAAGUUCCUGCUGUCGACUGCAGGAAAGAUGCUGCAAAUGGAGAUGGUUGCAGUAACAAACCAGUCUGCCAUUUCCACUGACUACAGAUCUCUGCUUAGGGUGGCUCCAUUAGGUUGGCUCCACUGAGGUGUUUCUGCCUGGCUUGGAUUGUGGGACUAGCAUGGGGGAGCCAUGGCUGAGUUCUGGGGAGUGACCAGUACCAUGCUGUUGUGGUUCUUUUCUAGUGUGAAUGUCUUAGGGAUCUGGCAGGUUGAGAACACAGUGGCCAGAACAUCCAGAUCAUCCACUAGGAGAUCCUUACUAUCUCAACACAGGGCACUGCUGGACAUGGUGAAGGUGUAUUCAUCCUCAUUAUCCUGGAAUCUGUGGGACUGCCUUUGGUGUGAUCCUGGAAGGCCAGAAUCCGGCGCGAUCAUAGCUGCCAUCUCUACACUCUUGUACCAUUGUGGUAAGAGGAAGCUGCAAAAUCCUCAGUUUUGACACAGACCCCACUGGCACAGUGCCCGUUGCCAUGGGAAACCUGUAUGGCCAUGUUGUUCCUCUUGAAGAACGAGGUCCUGGAGCCCUGAGAGAAACUGACACUCCUGCAAUUUCUUCUCUCCAGCUCCUGCACUGGUGCAAGUGGAGAGCCUUCUGUGGCACUAUGCCUCUAGCUGAGCUGUGCAUCCUUCCACACGAGGAUUGGAUGUGAACAAAGUGGGUUAAUUGCAGUGUGAUGAGUCAGAGCAUUUUCUGUCUUGAAGGAGAUGGUAAUUGGAGCUGCUAAGCCCAGCUGAAGAAGAGUAGGCGGUUCUGAGUGACCUGAGUAAAUGUUUCUCAGGGAGUUAAGUACCUUAGGUACUUUUUAGACAGUGAUUUCUUCAGACAUCUGAGAACAUCACAUGGCUGGGGUUCAUCUUCCAUUGGUGAACAUAUGGCUUGUGGGCAGGAGCCUAGGCCAGGAGGUUUGUCUCCUGUUUCACGAGCAUGUGCUUUCCCAGUCCAAGCCCUGACAGCCCGCCUAACCCAGGCUACACUCUCACACACAGUCCUUAACUCCCAGGCUGCUGCAAAAAAUGCCCAUCUUUGGAAACCCCAGGCAAAUUGGGAAGACCACAGAAGGCCCUGGCCAUCCCCAGUGUGGUGCAGGUGAAAGGAAAGGGCUCCAGUGGCUCGUUCUUAAUGUAUCUCCACCCUGUGUGUGUCUAAUGUUUUACUCAUGAAAGUAUAAAGUUGUGGUGACAUACUUUGUUUUGUUAGGCAGUGGUGGAUGAAUUUAAAUUCAAACCAGGUAAUGGGGUUUUUCUCCUUUUAUUUUGAAUCAUGUUGGACUCAGGCAAAUUGAAGUAUAUUUCUAAUGUCAGAGGACUUAAUUUUUAUGUAAUUAUUUUUUUUCGCUUUUUGAUGGACCUUUAUUUAUUUAUUUAUUUGUGAUGCUGAGAAUCAAACCCAGUGCCUCACACAUGCCAGGUAAGCGCUUUACCACAGAGUUACAACCCAGCCCUAUUUUGUAUUUUAUUUAGAGACAUGAUCUCUCUGAGUUGCUUAGCACCUCUGGAGUUGCUAAGGCUGGCUUUGAACUCUUGAUUCUCCUGCCUCAGCCUUGUGAGCUGCUGAGAUUACAGGCAUGAGCCACCACACCUGGCUCCGUGUAGUUUUUAAAUAAUUGUUUUUAAUGGACCAAUGGGAAAAUUAGAUUUCAUUGUUGGGGUUUUCCUAAUAGUCACGUGACAAGUUUUUACCCCUUUAUACAUACAUACAUAUAUAAGUACAUAUAUAUAUACAUACACACACACAUACAUAUAUGUAUGUACAUACACAUUUGGUUUUGGGGAAGACAAAGGACUUUUUACAUAGAUUUUGUAUUCACUUUUUGAUGUAGAUUUUCUUCAAACACAAUUUUUUUUUUAAUUUGUUUUUUAGGUAUACAUGACAGUAGAAUGUAUUUUUACAUACUAUACAUACAUGGAGUAUAACUUCCCAUUCUUGUGGUUGUGUAUGAUGUGGAGUUACACUGGUAGUGUAUUCAUGUGAACCUUGGGAGAGUUAAGUCUGAUUUAUCCCACUGUCUUUCCCAUUCCCAUCUACCAAAAAAUUAUUUCUUGUACAUUGUUGUUUUUUUUUUUAAAUACUUUUCUCAGUGUCUCAAACAACUUUAAGAAAUGUCCUUUUUCCCCAUUUUUAUAUUUCCACACAAUUUUGUGACAAAAUUCAAAAUGUAGUGAUGAUAAUAAUUGAGUAUAAUUUUUUUGGAUACAGGUCUACUAAUGAGAAGAACAAAGUUCUUUUCAGGGGUAAAUUUCCUUAACUGUUAAAAUUCUAAGUUUAGUUAAAAUUUAAAGUUUACCUAUCAAAUAUACCAUCUGUGAAGACCAUUAUAGCUCAAGAGCCAUGCAAAAUCAGAUGACCAGAUUUGACCAUGCUUUGGUGACUAAAAGACAUUUUAUUGGGACCAUGGAAGAGUUAAAAAGCAGAAGUAAGGGCUGGGGUUGUAGCUAGGUCGUAGAGCACUUACCUAGCCCGUGUGAGGCACUGGGCUCGUUCCUCAGCACCACAUAAAUAAAUAGAUAGAUGGAUUGAUAGAUAAAAUGUGUUGUGUCCGACUACAACUAAAAAUAUUUUUAAAAAGAAAGAAAAGCAGAAGUAAGCAAAGACUAGGACUGUUCGGUUUUGUAACUUUCCUGGUUUAUAUGCUUUAUUUCACAUUUCAUCUUUUCCUUAGUGUAUACAGGACAUCUAUUUGUUUGGACAUGUAUUAGAAUUAGCAGAGCCAGGCAUGGUCGUGCACACCUGUUAUCCCAGCAGUUUGGGAGGCUGAGAGAGGAGGAUCAUGAUUUCAAAAUCAGCCUCAGCAAUUUAGCAAGGGCCUAAGCAACUCAGUAAGACCCUGUCUCUGAAUAAAAUAUAUUUUAAAAAAGGGCUGGGUGUGUGGCUCAAUGGUUAAUGCCCCUGGGUUCAAUCUCCAGUACUCCCCCUCCCAAAAGAAUUAUUUAGCAGAGAUGAAAAGACACAGAAAGAACCUAUGUUUAGUUUUGAUUACCAAAAUAAGUAUUUUUUAGUUCCAUGUAAGACCAGAGAAUUGAAGUCAAACAGAAGUAAGAGAGUUAAACUUUUUAGAAUUACGUACAUGUGAAAAACUUGGUUAGAAUGACUCAUUCCCUUGGUUUCACUACGCCAUGGGAAGAAACUUAAGCGUUUUCAGGACUUUUUUUUAAAUUUGUUUUUCAUUUCUUUCAAAAAUUAUAUAUAUUUUUUGUUUGUAUUUGCUUUUAAAAAUCUUAGCUGGAGUACAAAACCAUAAUACAUAAGAAUGGGAUAAUGUACUAUCCCAUACAAUAUAUACACUGUGUGAUAUUUAAGCCAGGAUAAAUAUUGAAAUAUUUUUUCCCUGUAAGCCUUUUUUAUAUCUUUGCAGUGGAACCUUUCAAAAGUCUUCUAGAUUUUUAGUAUGUAUAAUACAUACCUAUAGUUACCAUUCUGCAGUAGUACUUCAGAGCUUCUGAUUAUAUGUAAUUUUAACUUACCGCCCAUUGAUCAACCUUUCCCCAUACACCACAUCUUUCACCAGCGUUUGGUAAUCUGCACUUAAAUGUCAUCUUCUAUGAAAUCAGCUUUUUUAGAAUACAUACAUGAGUGAGAUCAUGUGAUACUUGUCUGUGUCUGGCUUAUUUCACAUAGUGUCAAAAUCUCCAUUUCCAUACAUGUUGUUGUAAAUGACAGGAUUUCUCUUUUUUUUUUUUUUUAAUUCUUCCUUACUUCCCUAGGGCCUCUUGCAUGUUACGCAAGUGCUCUUCCACUGAGCUGCGUAUUCAGCCCUGAUUUCAUUCCUUUAAUGGGUUAAUAGUCUGCCAUUGCAAAUAGGUACCUUUUUUUUUUUUUUUUAAGUACCAAGGGUUGAACCUAGGGGCACUUAACCACUGGGCCACAUCCCCAGCCCUUUUUAUUUUUUAUUUUAAGGUAGUGUCUCUGUAAAUCACUGAGGCUAGUUUUGAACUUACGAUCCUCGUACCUCAACUUUUUUGAUUCACUGGGAUUAUAGGCAUGCACCACUGCACCCAGCAUGCAAGUAUGUACCACAUUUAUUUUAUCCAUUUACCGGUUGAUGGACUCUUAAAUUGCUUCUGUAACUUUGCUAUUGUGAAUAGUGCUAUGAUGAAUAUGGGAAUAGAGAUGUCUCUUCCAAAUUCUGGUUUAAUUUCAUUUGGAUUUAGAGGCAGUAGUGGGAUGCUGGUACAUAGGUUCUGUUUUUAAUUCUUUGAAACACCUCCAUCCUCUUUUCCAUAAUGGCUGUACUAAUUUACUUUCCCACCAAAAGUUUGCAAGGAUCUUGUUUCUCCACAUUUGGGGGUGAGGGACAGGUACUUGGGAGUGCUCUACCACUGAGCUAAGCCCUUUUUGUUUUGAGAAGGUCUUGCUGAGUUAUGGGCCUUGCUAAGUUGAUGAAGCUGGCCCUGAACUUCAGCCUUCCCUCAGCCUCAGCAGUGGUGCACCACCAUGCCCAGUCAUUUCUCCACAUUCUUGUCAGCACUUGUUUUCGUGUGCCUUUUACAUCUUAGCCAUUCUUACUGGCUUGAGCUAAUAAUCUCACUGUGGUUUUGAUUUGCAUUUCUGUGAUGACUAGUGAUGUUGAGCAUUUUUCCAUGUACCUGUUGGCCACUUCCAUGUCAUCUUUUGAGAACUAUUUAGAUGUAAUGACAACUUUUGAAUUGGGUUUUUUUUUUCCUGUUGAGUUUUUGUGUGUUGCAAAUAUUUUCACACAUUAUGUUGGUUGAGUAUUCUGUGAUUCGUGUUUCCUUUGUUGUGCAGAAACUUUUAACUUCAGGUAAUCUCAUUUGUCUAUUUUUGCUUUCAUUUCAAGGCUUCUGGGUUUUAUCCAAAAAAUAUGUGCACUCCAGAGUCAUGAAGCAUUUCCCCUGCAUUUUCAUUUCGUAGUUGCAGUUCUUAUGGUUAGGUCUUAAAGCCAUUUGGAGUCGAUGUUUAUGAUUGGUGAGAGAAAGUGACAAACAUCUAUAUCGUCACUCUGCAUCUGAAAAUUAAGUUUUUUCAUUAACAUGUUGAAAGACAGCCUUUUUCUAAUACAUAUUGUUGCAUUGAUAAAUGUGUCUCUUGUGUGCUUCUGCCAUGCUGUUUUAAUUACAACAGCUUUCUCUAGUAUGUUUUAAAGUCAGGUAGCUAACUGCCUCCUGCUGUAUUCUUUUUUGCUCAAAAUGCUUUUGGCUAUUAAUAGAUUUUUUUCUGGGUACCAUAAAAAUAUUAAAAUUCUUUUUUAUAUGUGAAAAAUAUUUUGAUAUGGAUAGUAUUGAAUUUGUAAAUCACAGUGGGUAGUAUGGACUUUUUAACAAUAUCAGUUCUUCUGAUCCAUGAAUGUAGGUUAUUUUCCUGUGUGUGUGUGUGUGUCCCUUCAAUCUCUUUCAUCAAUGUUUUAUAAUUUUUAAUUUUAAGGCUCUUUUCCCUCUUUUUUUAAAAGUCAUUCCUAAAUAUUUUUUUUCUUUUAGCUGUUGUAAAUGAGAUUGUAUUCUUAAUUUUUAUUUCAGAUAAUUCAUUGUUGGCAUAUAGCAAAGUUUUUUUUUAUGUUGAACUUUCAUUCUGUAUUAUUGCUCAAUUCAUUUAAAAUCUAUAACCUUUUUUUUUUCUUUUGGUUGAUUUGGAUUUUCUAUGUAUAAUCAUGUCAUCUGUAGACAGUGUCAGUUUUAUUUUUCUAAUUUGAACACCCAUUAUUUCUUUUUCUUUCCUUGUCUCUGGCUAGAACUUCUUGCUCUUAUGUUGCAUAAAAGUGAAACUGGGCAUCCUUGAUCUGUUUUGUAUCUUAGAAAGCCUUUAGCUCUUCCCCCACUCAAUAUAAUGAAAGCUCUUGGCUUAUUGUAAAUGAUUUUAUGUUGAGAUACCUUACUUUCUGCUUAAUUUGAUCAGUAUUUUUAUGAUGAAGGAAUGCUAAAUUUAAUCACAUACCUUUUUUGCAUCAGUUGAGAUGACCAUGUGGUUUUUGUCCCGUUGGUGUACUGUAUCAGCUUUAUUUAUUUAAUAUUAAUUUUUAGUUGUAGAUGAAUGCAAUACCUUUUUAUUAUUUUUAUGUGGUGCUGAGGAUUGAACCCAGGGCCUCGGACGUGCUAGGCGAGCACUCUACCCCUGAGCCACAACCACAGCCCUUACUCUAUCAGCUUUAUUGAUUUGUGUUUAUUGAACCAUCCUUUCAUCCCUGCAAUGAAUAAAAUGUGAUCAUGGUGAAUAAUUUUUUAAUGUGCUGUUGAAUUCAGUGUGCUGGUAUUUUGUUGAGGAUUUUGCAUCUGUGUUCAACACAGAUGGAUACCAACCUGAAGAAUAAAGCUGGCCUCAGAGAAUGUCUUUGGAAGUAUUCUUCCUAUUUCUUCUUUUUUUAUUUUUUAUUUUUUUGGAAUAACUUAAGGAGAAUUGGUAAAAGUCCUUUAAAUAUUUGAUAAAAUUUAACAGUGAAGCACUCUGAUCCUGACCUGUUUGAUGGAAGGCUCUUACUCCCCACCCCACCUCUGCUUGAUUCUUGUUCCUUUUUAUUUUUAUUUUUUUGAAGUACUGGGGAUUGAACUCAGGACCUCGCUCAUGUUAUGCUAGUAUUACUACUACUGAGCUGUAGCCUUAGCCCCAUCAAUCUUGCUUCUUGCUUUUGGUUAGUUCAUGUUUUCCUAAUUAUUAUUUUUUUAAUUUAAUUUAAUUUUUUUUUUUUUUAGUUGUAGAUGGACACAAUACCUUUAUUUAUUUACUUUUAUAUGGUGCUGAGAUCGAACCCAGUGCUUCACACAUGCCAGGCAAAUACUCAACCCCAGCUCCAGGUUUUCCUAAUUCUUUGUGAGUCUGGGCAAGGUGUUGUGUCUAGGAAUUUCUUUUAGAUUAUUAACUUUGUUUGCAUAUAGUAGUGCUUAACAGUGUCUAAUGAUGUAUUAUAUUUUUGUGGUAUCAAUUGUAAUGUUUCCCUUUUCAUCUUCAGUUUUAUUUGAGUUUUCUCCUUUUCUUAAGUCUAGCUAAUGGUUUGUCUUUUCUUUUUGAAGAACCAUCUGUUUGUUUCAUUGAUUUUUUUUUUUCUUUUUUGUAUUUCUUUAGUGUCCCUUUGAUUUAUUUAUGAUCUGAUAUUUGUUAUUUCUUUCCUUCUACUAAUUUUGGGUUUAGUUCUUUUUCUGGUUGAGAUGCAGGAAUAGCUUGAUUAUUUGAGAUACUUGUCCAUUUUUUUAUUUGGGCAUUGACUGCUAUAAACAUCUGUGUUGUUGAUAUGUUGUGUCUUCAUUUUUAUUUGUUUCAAUGGAAUUCUUAAAAUUUCCUUCUUAAUUUCUUCAAUACAUUGGUUGUUCAAAAGUUAAGUCAUUUAAUUUCCACAUGUGUGUAUAGUUUUCAAAGGUUUUUACUUUUUUGUUACUGAUUUCUAGCUUUACUAAAUAUAUUACAUUUUUAGAAUUUGUUGUGACUAUUUUAUGACCUCUCACCUCAUUUAUUCUGUAGAGUGUUCCAUAUGCUACUGAGAAAAAUUUUUCAGCAGUUGUCAAUUGAAGGUUCUGUAGUGUUUUAGGGCUAAUUUUCUUUCUUUGUUGAUUUUCUGUGGGUGAUCUGUUCAGUGUGGAAAUAUUAUGGUAUUGGAUAUUAUUUCUUAUUUUAAGUCUACUAAUACUUUAUAUGUUUGAUAUAAAUAUAUGUGAUAGUGGGUGCAUAUAAAUAUAUUUAGAAUUGUUUUUCCUUUCUGAAUUGACACCUUUGUCAUUAUCUAAUACCUUUGUCUCUUUACUGCUUUUUAUUUAAAGUUUAUCUGAAAUUAGUCUGGCCACUGCUGCAUUCUUUUGGCUUCCACUUACUGAGGUGGAAUAUAUUAUUCCAUCCCCUCACUUUCAGUCUUAUGUCUUCUUACAGUUUAAAUGAGUUUCAUAUAACAUAUUGGGCAUUUUUUAAUCCAUUCAUUCUUUCUGUCUUUUAAUUGAAUAUCAAUCUUACUGUUAUGGUAAUUAUUGAGGUUUUGUUUUUUUUUUGUUUUGUUUUGUACCAGGCAUUAAAUCCAGGGGCCCUCAGGGUAAUUAUGUACUUUGUUCUCUAGUUUUUUAUUCACUUAUUUUGUGGAACUGGGGAUUGAACCCAGAGGCACGUACCACUGAAGUAUAUCACAAGCCCUUUUUAUAAUUUUAUUUUGAGGCAGGGUUUUGCUAAGUGGCCAAGGCUGGCCUCAAGCUUGUGAUCAUCCUGCCUCUGCCACCCAGUUACGGUUUGGGAUAUUAUUUCUUACUUUAGGUCUACUAAUACUUACUUUAUAUGUUUGAUAUAAAUAUAUGUGAUACUGCAUAUAAAUAUAUUUAGAAUUAGGAUUACUGGCAUUCACCACUACACCAGGCUGUUGUUUUCUAGUUUUGUUUAUUUCUGUACUGGGAAAUAAACCUGGAGCCCCUUUCACUUAGCCACAUUACCAGCCUGGACUGGCUUGGAAUUUGUAAUGUUCCUUCCUCAGCCUCCCAGCUCACUGUGAUUAUACGUGUGUGCCAUCAUGUCCAGCAUACUGACUCUCUGCUUAUGUUAGAGACUUACUUGAAGGUUAACCAAAGUAUUCAGAUUCACUGUUUUUAUUACUUGCUUAUUGUUUUCCUCCCUGUUAUGGAUUUUUGUUUUUGUCAAUUCUGUGAGUAAUAACAAAAACUAUUGAGGCCGGGGGCAAUGGCACACUUCUGUAAUCCUAGGGGAUCAGGAGGCUGAGGCAGGAGGAUUGCAAGUUCAAAGCCACUCUCAGCAACAGUAAGGCACUAAGCAAAUCAGUGAGGCUCAGUCUCUAAAAUAGGGCUGACGAUGUGGCUCAGUGAUUGAGUGCCCCUGAGUUUAAUCCUCAGUAUCCCCCAAAAAAAUUUAUUGAAUAUAAAGCUACCUUGAAAUGAUUGCAACAUUAACUUUGUCAUAAGGAUAUGAAUAGAGACUAACAAAAGGAGAAAAUGUAGUCAUAACAAAACUCUGCUAGAGUGUUUUCUUUUCUUUACAAUAUGCUUUAUUUACUGAGAAAAUACCUGUAAAUAGCCCAUCAUAAUCACUGAUAAAUCAAGUGUGUGAGUUGUAUUUCCUUUCAUGUCAAUAUACAUUAUCAUGUGUAUAAAACUAAAGAUUAUUUUCCCACCUAAUUUUCAUUCUUCCUGCUUAUAUGUUAUAGUUUUAUAGCUUUUCUUUUUAUCAUAAUUUGCCCUUCACUCAACAAACCCAAAAAGACAUUUUGAUAUUGUGAGUGGACUCUUGCCAGAGACUGCCAGAAUAUACCUUUGUCAUAUAGAAUGUGUUGAAUUGCAGUAAUUACUUUCUUCAUCACAAAUGAUUAUUUAUGUGGUUCAUUAGUAAGAGCAUUCUCCUAGACCUCCUGACAGGAUUUGCUGUUUUUCUAGGGGGACUGAUGACUUUUCAGUAUAGUGAGGCAUCUCCAUCUACUAGAUGAACUGGCAGGGUUGAGUGCACUCCUGUCUGGUAACCAUAAUAGUUUCUGACUUGGAAGGCAGCAAUAAUGGGGUGAAGGGAACCCUAAUUCAUGAGAUGUACCAGUCACUUCAGUGAGAAAAGGGAAACUUUGCUCCUUUUCAUGAUUCAGAAUAUGUUCUGUUUCACCAGUUUUACAGGCACAUUGUCAGAAGUAUGUGUCAUAAUUGGCUGGAAUAUGAAUUUGACUCCAGGUUUCAGGAUCUGGUUUUGCCUUUCUUACUUACUAUCUAAAUAGUAAUUUCCUACAAUGUAUUUUACAGUGUUCUCCAUAAAUAUAAAUUAACUACUGAUAUGGUUCCAUUCUGAUAAACCCAUGGUAAGUUAACACAUAAGUGAACAAAUGCAUUUAAUACACCUAGUGAACCUCAAAGCUGAGCCAAACCUAUCUCACAUAUACUCACAUGCAUUAGCCUACAGCUCACUGCUAUUGCCCAACAACUCAGGAGGCUGAGAUAUGAGGAUCCCCAGUUCAAGGUCCUCUCUGAAAAACUAAUUAAUAAUUCUGGGGAUGUAGCUCAGUUGUAAACUGCCCCUGGAUUCAAUCCCCAGUGCAAGGGAAAAAAAAAAAAGUGUGAUGCAUAUUGCUACUGGAGAUUGUAGCCAGGGAUGCUUUACCAUUGAGCUAUAUCCCCAGGCCUUUUUACCUUUUGUUUUGAGACGAGGUCUGCUUAAGUUUCAGGCUAGUCUUGAACUUGGAAUUCUCCUACCUCCCGAGUUGCUAGGAUUAUAGGUGUGUGCCACCAUGCCUGCUCCAGUAAUUCAUUCUUAAAAGUAGAUCUCUAUAUUGUGUGUUUCUAUUUUUAUUCUUGAAAAUAAACUUUGAGGUGGUAUACUUCUGCAA